AUGGAUAGUACUACUUCUGUUGAUCAGAGGAUUGUUCUAGUCGGGAAGACUGGAGUCGGGAAGAGCGCAGCAGGAAACACCAUCCUAGGGAGGGAAGCAUUCGAGUCCGAACUGUCUCCAUCUUCCCUGACUGCUGAAUGCCAGAAAGCCAAGGGAGACAUUAAUGGUCGAAAGCUCGCAAUUAUUGACACUCCAGGGCUGUUUGACACAAAUUUUACCCAAGAAGAAGUGUUGAAGAGGAUCAAGAUGUGCAUCUCUCUUUCCGCUCCUGGUCCUCACGCCUUCCUGGUGGUUCUUCAGCUGGGCAGGUUCACCAAGGAGGAGCAGGACACCAUGAAGAUGAUUCAGACCACCUUUGGGGAAGAUGCUGAUAAAUACACAAUGGUGUUGUUCACACAUGGAGACCAACUGAGGAACCAGACCAUCCAAGAGUAUCUUUCACAUAGUCCAGACCUGAGGGCCUUUAUUAAGAAUUGCAAUGAUCGAUAUCAUGUUUUCAACAACGAAGUGAAAGACCCCGUCCAAACAAAUAAACUCCUGGAUAAAAUUGAAGAGAUGACUGCGGAUAAUGGCGGAACCUUCUACACCAACGAAAUGUUCCUGAAAGCAGAGGCAGCCAUAGAAAAGGAGAAGGAGCGACUCCUGAAGGAGAUGGAACAACAGAAGCAAAGAGAGCUGGCUGAGAUGCGAACCAAGUAUGAAGAAACAGUCUACCGUAGAGAGGAGAAAAGGAUGCACAUCAGAUAUGAGUAUGAAGCCAGAGCUCGAGCUGAAAGAUCAAAUGAGUUCACUUCCGCACCCAUAGCUGUAGCAACGGCCUGUGGUGCUGCCGUCGGAGGUAUACUUGGAAUUGCAGCGGGCCCAGUCGGUUUGGUAAUUGGAGUCGCAGCUGGAGCGGUUGUUGGAGCUGGCAUCGGCGCUCUAUCGGUCAAAGUCUCAGAGCGAUGCCAUGUGCAAUAA
Scomber scombrus (Atlantic mackerel) is the source of this 960-nucleotide messenger RNA. Its product is annotated as GTPase IMAP family member 9-like. NCBI's taxonomy places the organism in Eukaryota, Metazoa, Chordata, Actinopteri, Scombriformes, Scombridae. Gene Ontology annotation, molecular function: GTP binding. The record is from RefSeq and is a predicted model, not a curated record. Bases 1 to 960 code for a protein of 319 amino acids. The transcript has 2 exons.